Molecule: messenger RNA, 1450 nt
Organism: Austrofundulus limnaeus
Lineage: Eukaryota; Metazoa; Chordata; Actinopteri; Cyprinodontiformes; Rivulidae
Gene: ska3
Product: spindle and kinetochore associated complex subunit 3
Biological process (GO): chromosome segregation; mitotic cell cycle
Cellular component (GO): spindle microtubule; kinetochore; outer kinetochore
Source: RefSeq, a predicted model, not a curated record
GAGCAGAUCAGAGAUGAGCUGGCAGAACAGAAAGAACGACAGAGCGAAGUGAGGAACUUCAUCAAAGCUUGUAGAGUGAUGGAGCAGAGGGUCUCUGAGGACAUCCAGGCUGUCAGGACUCACCUGGAGAAAUAUGGAUACCAGGCUCCCUGUGACGCCCCCACACCAGGCAAGCUGAGAGAUCAGGAAGCAGAGGCUGAAAGUAAAGAAGAUAAGAGCAGCUCGACUGUGGGUGAAGAGGGAAAGCAGGAGGAGGACGAGGGGGUUCAGUGCUCGUCCCCUCCUCAGAACGAGGAGCAGCUCCCCACUGAUGCGAUGCGAACCCCUCAGCUCUCAGAUUUCGGUCUGUCUGUCAUGCAGCUGAAGAGAUCUUUAGCUGCUGCAGAGUGGUCCUCUGAGGUUCCCCCCAUGCCCGAGCUCAACCUGYCCUUACUCAAAACACCGGUCCCACCCACCAUGGCCAUGACUCCUAAACGGGCCCUGCAGAUGGACGAGGAGGAGCUUCAGAUGCCUCAGAUGCACCACUUUGGCAUCUUUGAGCAAACCAUGUGUUUGAACAACGACUUCACGAUGAAUUUAUUACUGAAAAAGUCUGAAAAGAGACCACAAGAUCCAGCAGCACCAACAGUGACCUCAGAGGAGGAGAGUCUGCAGACUAAAGCUGACAAGUUAAACUCUCCAGAGCUGCCUUCUCUUUGCGCUCCGGGGUUGAAGAUGAAAAAGGCAAACGGUUUCACACCGGAGCCAAACAAAGGUGAGCCAGCAUGUCCAGGUCRCCCUGGAAGUUCACCGUCCACUCCUGAGGUUCCUCCGUUUCAAACACCGUAUUUAAAACGACUUGGUGGCACCAAAAAGAGUGAGCAGCCUGAGCCCAUCAACAUGCAGUCUGAUGAAGACAACUACAUCUUCCAUCUUGAAACACCUUGUAAUGGUUCAACAAAACACAAGUGGGAGUACAAAGUGCCAGAAAUGACUAUCUUUGGUGUGGAGGACAAGCAGAUGCCGGAGAUUCCUCAGUUGCAGUCUUCUCUGGGACAUUAUUUACAAAUUAAAAAUAAAAACACAAUGAACAUGUGUGAGAAUGGCAGAGAAGGAAAGGACACCAGUCUGGAACUGGAUGGACCCGACCACGAGUUCAGCCUGGGAACACCUCGCAUCAGAAGCAUCUACCAGGAACCGAGCACCCCUGAAAUGCCGGACCUCAGCUCCGUUACCCAGGACAUCUGUAAACUUCUGUUCCAGGCUCAGAAGAAAAAGACAACGGCUGCAUCCCAGCAGACUCACGUCACGACAGACAACAACAGAGAGUGUCCUGUUCCACAAACAAAAUGCCUGUCUGCGGUGUCCCGGGGCGAGUUUCAGACGUUACCAGGCUACCUGAGGCAGAUGACUCUGAGCAGCUUGAACCAGGCGAUCGACAACAUCAACAGAUACGUGACAGAGUGUGGCG